AUGGCUGUCAACCGGGCCUGGGCCGCCGAGGGCUUACGGUCUUUUUCCAACCGUCCACGUCCUGUACCGACUAGGUUUUGGGUUAUCAGUUUGGCUAGCAUCUUCGUUCUCGCGUUGCUCUUCGUCGGCCACACAUCUGACAGCUUGCCGUCAAUUCCUGGCUUGAACAAGGAGCCUGAGAAAGCUCAACCACCGCCGCCAACGCCCGAGUCCAACGACCCACCAAAGGGACCAGCAAAGAACUACGACCCUGAAGAAUUCGACCUUGAUGAAAACGGGCUGAAGAUGUGGGCACCCCCACACAUGGACGCCCUCGUCCACGGAGUCCACGCCUCUGACGGCGUCAAGAGAAAGCCAACAUACCCCCUCGACCCCUUCCCCCAAACACCAAUGACCUCACCGGUGCAAGACAACCGUCCCCGCCCCUGGCUCGGAGCCGUCAUCUGCUCCGCCUGGGACAUCAAACGCCGCAUGCUGAUCCGCUACACCUGGAUGAAGAUGUUCAAAGACGUGCCCAUGGACCAACGCUUCGUCAUCUCCAACCCCGGCCCGGACUGGCGAGCCGUCAUCCAGCAGGAAAACGCCACGUUUGGCGACAUGAUUGUGUUGGACCACCUCCACGAAGACGACUUCACCGCCAACACGGUGAAAACCGUAGAGUUCUACCGGUGGCUGUCGGAUAAGUCCCCGGUGAAGUACGAGUUUGUCUCCAAAAUGGACACUGACCUCUGGGUCAACGCUCGUGCGUAUUGGGACCGGCAGCUCCUCCCUAGAUUGGACGUCGUCAAAUCUGCCGAUGGCAACACAGUCACGGGUUAUAAAGCAAACGUCAACCACACCACCAUCGGGCAGUUUUAUUAUGACAAUUACCACCGCACGGCGUUUCCUCAUGGGGCGAUUUACACUGUUACUUGGGAUAUUGUUAACUUGCUGCCUAAACUGCAAGAUAAACACCACAUUAUCGCCGGGGAGGACGUCACCAUGGCUUGGCUGCUUAUCAAGGGUCAUCAAAAAGUCACCAUGGCCAUUCUGACGCAGGAAGAGAAAUUCGAAUUCGACCACAAGGACACCCGGCCAGGGGAGAGGACUCCCUGGGCGAGGAAGGGGACGGAUGUUACUUCUAGCUGGCAUGCUAUGUACGGGAGUAAGAUCUUGGCCAUUCACCAGCUCAAGAAGGAUGAUGACUGGCUCAUGGUGGCGGAGUGUUUUGACGAGAGGGGGAUCAAGGAGAUGCCGCCUUAUCCCGAGAAGGAGCCCGAGGAUAAGGGGGAGAAGCCGGGGUAUCCGAGGCCGUUUUGGACGCAGAUCCCGAAUGACUUUUGGGAGACGGAUGUGGAUGGGACGUUGCUUUGUAAUGGGAUUUGGAAGUUGGAGCCGGGGGUGGGGAGGGAUAUGAAGAAGAAACCCGAGGGGGAAUGA
Molecule: messenger RNA, 1419 nt
Organism: Podospora pseudocomata
Lineage: Eukaryota; Fungi; Ascomycota; Sordariomycetes; Sordariales; Podosporaceae
Exons: 1
Coding region: 1-1419 (472 amino acids)
Cellular component (GO): Golgi membrane
Molecular function (GO): hexosyltransferase activity
Source: RefSeq, a predicted model, not a curated record